AUGUCGUUUGAUAGACAAUUGACCGAAGACCAGGAGAUCGUUCUCAAGCAAAUUUGGACACAUCUCUUCCAUCUGUGGCAGGUGCCCGUCGACGGAAGCCAUAUCUUUCACAGCAAUUCCCUCAACAGCUCCUCGUCCACUCCACCAAAGAAGAAGAAGUCGUCAUGGUUUAGUAAACUUCAAUCCUCUGAUCACAACCAGGAAUCUAGCGCGGCGGUUGAGGCGACACAGGUCUAUGAGAAGGGCAAGAUACACAAGGCACUAGCCAAUCUGGACCCGCAAACGACCAAGAAGCAGUUCUGGCACGAUAUCAAGAACGAAACUCCGGAUGCCACGAUCUUGAAGUUCAUCAGGGCCAGGAAGUGGAACGCAGACAAGACCAUCGCCAUGUUGGGCCACGACCUGUACUGGCGUAAGGAUACCAUCAACAAGAUCAUAAACGGUGGUGAAAGAGCUGUGUAUGAGAAGAAUGAAACUGGUGUCAUCAAGAACUUGGAGCUGCAAAAGGCCACCAUCCAGGGUUACGACAAUGACAUGAGACCCGUUAUCCUUGUGAGACCUAGGCUACAUCAUUCCUCGGAUCAAACUGAACAGGAACUGGAAAAGUUUUCCCUACUGGUCAUCGAACAAUCCAAGUUGUUUUUUAAAGAGAACCACCCUGCUUCCACCACUAUCUUGUUUGACCUGAAUGGUUUCUCCAUGUCUAAUAUGGACUACGCCCCCGUCAAGUUUCUGAUCACCUGUUUCGAAGCUCACUAUCCUGAGUCUUUGGGCCAUUUGCUUAUCCAUAAGGCUCCUUGGAUUUUCAACCCAAUUUGGAACAUCAUCAAGAAUUGGCUGGACCCAGUCGUCGCAUCCAAGAUCGUGUUCACCAAAAACCUUGACGAGUUGCACAAGUUUAUCCAGCCUCAGUAUAUUCCUAGUUACCUCGGCGGCGAGAACGACGCUGAUUUGGAUCACUACACUCCACCAGAUGGCUCUUUAGACAUUCAUUUGAAAGAUAUUGAGACCCGCGCUAUGAUUGAAAAGGAAAGAGAAGAACUGAUCCAGCAAUUCUUCGAUGCCACUGCCCAAUGGAUUGAGCACGAGCCAGUGAAUGAUCCAGCCUAUAUCCAACUACAGGAGAAAAGAGUACAGCUUUCCACUGCCCUUUGCGAAAACUACUCCAAGCUAGAUCCGUAUAUUAGAUCGAGAUCCGUUUAUGACUAUAAUGGCUCUUUGAAGGUUUGA
Messenger RNA from Saccharomyces mikatae IFO 1815, 1230 nucleotides. RefSeq names its product Csr1p (gene CSR1). The transcript has a single exon. Bases 1 to 1230 code for a protein of 409 amino acids. The record is from RefSeq and is a predicted model, not a curated record. NCBI's taxonomy places the organism in Eukaryota, Fungi, Ascomycota, Saccharomycetes, Saccharomycetales, Saccharomycetaceae.